GUAAAAUGGUGACUAACGGUGUAUAAUUUGUUAAGUUUGGACAUAUAUGUAAAGCGUGGUGAGUAAAAUAGAUAAUACAUUUUAAUAAUAAGUUAAAAAAAUGUUGCAAUAUGAUAUUAGAAUAAAUAUUAGUAAUAAAGAAUUGGCGUGUGAUCGUUUUCCAAACCUGAAGAAAAAGAGGGCCACUUGAAGGUAUUUAAUGUACGGAGUCCAUCCAAUCUCCAUCGCCAUCUGUCUUCUUCGUUUCGCACGCAACCAGGGUCAAUCGCCGGAAAGCUUCGCUAGGCAUCGUCGAGAAAGCUUCGCCGGGAAUCUUCACCGGAAAGUUAUAUCUUCGUCAAUCGAGGUAGAUAUAAUGAAUGAUUGGCAUAUUCCUGGAAGCAGAAGGAGUGAGACAGUCGUGGUGGAUUUAUUGACAAAAUAAAUAAUUAUGUUUGUUAUGAGAAAUGUGUAAAAGUCGCUUCCGCAUAUUAUUAAACACUUCGUAUUUCCUACAGUUAUGUAUGGAAUAUUAUUUAUUUAUGAUGAAUAGAGUUAUUUGAAAAGUUUUAAAUUAUACGAAUACCAAGUCAAUACUCUAGUCUGAAAGGGG
This is a messenger RNA of Cuscuta campestris, 592 nucleotides long. The record is from the annotation of a GenBank genome assembly. Lineage: Eukaryota; Viridiplantae; Streptophyta; Magnoliopsida; Solanales; Convolvulaceae.